Molecule: messenger RNA, 769 nt
Organism: Ectocarpus siliculosus
Lineage: Eukaryota; Phaeophyceae; Ectocarpales; Ectocarpaceae
Source: the annotation of a GenBank genome assembly
AUGGUUUUUUACCAGCAGAUCGUCACUCUCCGGCCGCGGACGAACCCCACCGACCUCACCAACAUCUUCCGCCGGGCGGCCGCGGUAAUCCUGGAGGAGGGCGGGGUCGUGAGGUCUGUGGCCAACCACGGCGUGAGGGUGCUGCCCUACCGGUUCCACAGCAAGCACGACAUCAAGGAGAAGGACGACAGGUGGUUCUCGUCCGGACGGUGGGCCAGCGCGUACUACGAUGCCAGCCCGGCGGUCGCGAAGAAGAUGGAGGAACAACUGUGGGCGGAGGACAAAGUAAUUCGAGUCUCAACCCGGCGACCGGCGACCAAGAUGGACCGAAUAGCGUCCACUCACGAGCGGUCAAACCCUUGGGACAUGGAGUGGAGGAAUCGCAACGGGAUCGAGCAGCCAGUGCACAACCGUCGCCGGACCCCGCCCAAGAAAAAGUGGUAGCAGUCUAGGUUUUAGUUUGGCAGCGUUAACGGCAUGGUAAUAGCUCGGAAUAGGGGGCGCGUGUGCACGUGUGCACCUUGGGCGAGAAACUUGAGCGGAAAAGCCAGGCGCAGAGUUAUUUUUCCUUCUUGUGCCUGCACGGCGCAACGUUGGAGUCUCUCUUUUUUUGUCUGGAAACAAAGCGUUCUAUCAUGUCGUUCAUCAGUGUGUCUGUACCAAAAACUGACAUUUCCGCGUGAAAUGGAGAGGCUGCUGCCGGUUGAGUUGCAUCCAACACGAGGCACACAUGCUUGAAAAGCCGAAUUGUUUUUUCACAAUGCCGUCA